Molecule: messenger RNA, 705 nt
Organism: Cicer arietinum (chickpea)
Lineage: Eukaryota; Viridiplantae; Streptophyta; Magnoliopsida; Fabales; Fabaceae
Source: RefSeq, a predicted model, not a curated record
GGGCAGCGAGUGAAGCUAAAUUAUUGAACAUUGUGGUUGUUUCCAAUCUCAUUCAAAAUACAAACAUGUUCUGGUGGCGGCGGCGUUCACCAUGAGACCUAUAGCUUCUGAUUUUACACAAAAACUCCUCCCUCUAAAUAUCAUCGCCGCCAACACUAACUCUCACCUCCAACGAACCUCUUCCCAUUUCUUUCUCCAAUCGUAUCGCAUGGCCGAAGCCACAGCAACCACACAUACACCCGCGCCGCACCCGAUCCAACCCCAACCAAAACCCAACGCCGAGGAGAAAGAGGUUCCUCCUCCGCCGGAGAAACCGGAUCCCGGUGAUUGUUGUGGUAGUGGAUGCGUUCGAUGCGUUUGGGAUGUUUAUUAUGAUGAGCUUGAAGAAUAUAAUAAGCUUUACAAACAAGGGGAUCCUAACCCUAAAUCUUAGUAAUAUCUUUCUUUUUCCAUUCAUUUCUUCAAUAAUUCACAAUUCAUAGAUAUCAAGUCAAAUAUUUGUUGUAAAUUUGUAAUAAUAUGAUAUGGUGUUAUCUAAUGUAUUUUAAUAGUCAACAAUACCAUUCAUGAUUUCAUUUUUCUUGUAUGAUCAAAUUUUUCUUGUCCUUUUGAAUGUACAAUGAUUAUUUAUUUGGUAAUGUUAAUGCUGUAGCAGAUCUAAAUUUUGGGAGGAUAAAAAGACAUGAAGAUGAGUUUGUUUGUUAA